AUGACUCGGCUAUGCGCAGUUUGUGGGGAUGUGAGUGAUGGACCGCAUUUUGGUGCAUUUGCGUGUCGUGCUUGUGCUGCAUUCUUCAGACGAACUGUCACCUUGAAACUUGAAUACAGAUGUCGUGCUGAUUCAGAAUGCAAUAUUGAUACGUUGGCUCGUAACAUGUGUAGAUCAUGCAGAUUCCAAAAAUGUCUUAUGGUCGGUAUGGUUGCCACAGCAGUCCAAAAUACACGCGAUGGAAUCGGAAAACGAAGCUCGUCAUCAAGUAAAUUGUAUCUUGACAAACAACCACGAAACCAGAACUAUGAACUUGGACUAUCAGCGGGACCGUUCGACGGUCAUUCGUCAGAACCGAGAUCAACAGUGAAUCACUCCUCAGAGCUGGUGAUUUUUAUUUCUUAA
Molecule: messenger RNA, 405 nt
Organism: Anisakis simplex (herring worm)
Lineage: Eukaryota; Metazoa; Nematoda; Chromadorea; Rhabditida; Anisakidae
Source: the annotation of a GenBank genome assembly